This is a messenger RNA of Xenopus laevis (African clawed frog), 1031 nucleotides long. RefSeq names its product thyrotropin-releasing hormone S homeolog (gene trh.S). Gene Ontology annotation, molecular function: thyrotropin-releasing hormone activity. Lineage: Eukaryota; Metazoa; Chordata; Amphibia; Anura; Pipidae. Gene Ontology annotation, biological process: eating behavior; negative regulation of glutamate secretion; histamine metabolic process. The record is from RefSeq and is marked provisional. Gene Ontology annotation, cellular component: extracellular region; secretory granule.
CUGAAUAUUGUGCUGCCCGGACAAGGAGGUGACAGCCAGUCAGGCUGAGACAAAGCAACUGCCAGACCUCUGACAACAGGAGAGAUGAUGUUUCUCUGGUGGUUGUUGCUUCUUGGUACAGCCAUAUCUCACAAGGUGCACUCACAAGAGCAGCCUUUACUGGAGGAGGACACAGCACCAGCAGAUAAUCUGGAUGUUCUUGAGAAAGCCAAAGGUAUCCUGAUCCGCAGUAUCCUGGAGGGAUUUCAAGAAGGGCAACAAAUCAAUAGAGAUCUGCCAGAUGCAAUGGAAAUGAUAUACAAGCGCCAGCACCCAGGUAAACGAUUCCAGGAGGAGAUAGAAAAGAGACAGCACCCUGGAAAGAGGGACCUGGAAGAUCUACAGCUUUCCAAAAGGCAACACCCAGGAAGAAGAUAUCUGGAGGAUAUGGAGAAGAGGCAACAUCCAGGAAAGAGAGAAGAGGGAGACUGGAGUAGGGGGUAUCUUACAGAUGACUCAGGUUAUUUGGACCUUUUUUCUGAUGUUUCCAAGAGACAGCACCCUGGAAAAAGAGUUCCAGACCCACUCUUUAUAAAACGGCAACACCCAGGUAAGAGAGGGAUAGAAGAGGAGGAUGACACUGAAUUUGAAAACUCAAAGGAAGUGGGGAAACGCCAGCAUCCAGGAAAGAGAUAUGACCCUUGUGAAGGCCCUAAUGCUUACAACUGUAACUCAGGAAACUUACAGCUGGAUUCUGUAGAAGAAGGCUGGGCAGUUUAAAACUCAAUGCUGCCCGGCCCAUUUUUAGCAGUUGCAUUUUGGCUCAAUAUGAUUACCAAUAAAGACAACUUUCUAUAAUUGUUAAUAACAUAGUAUUAUCUACCAUAAAUGACAAGGGUAAGAUCAUUUCACUAGCCGAAAUCUCUUUCUGGAAAGCAAGCAGCUCUCAUAACACUUCUUAGCUUUACAAUGAACCGGGGGUCAUCAGAGUAUUAGGCUUCAGAAAGUACAUUGUCCACCACAGGGAGGGUAUUGGCUGAGUAUUCCUUUCC